Musa acuminata AAA Group (dessert banana) is the source of this 3551-nucleotide messenger RNA. RefSeq names its product phototropin-1A-like. Gene Ontology annotation, biological process: protein phosphorylation. The transcript has 24 exons. Gene Ontology annotation, molecular function: protein serine/threonine kinase activity; ATP binding. Lineage: Eukaryota; Viridiplantae; Streptophyta; Magnoliopsida; Zingiberales; Musaceae. The record is from RefSeq and is a predicted model, not a curated record. Gene Ontology annotation, cellular component: plasma membrane; nucleus; cytoplasm. The coding region runs from base 212 to 3175 and encodes 987 amino acids.
GAACACCCUCCUCUCUCUCUCUCUCCUUCAUCCCCUCGCUUCAACCCACUUCCAUCCUCAGAGUCCUUAAUUUCUUCUCCUUUUCGGCUGUGUAUGUGCUCAGUUUCAUAGCUAUAACGUGUAGGAGACGACCGAGAAAAAGACGAAGAGUGCAACUCCAAAGAGAGAAGAAGAGUCAGUAGAGACAACAACUACAGCUUGAGUUCAGGAAAUGGACGAGGAGUCACCAACCCACCGACCCACCUCCUCGCUCAUCCCACCUCUGCCACGCGACUCCCGUGGGUCCCUCGAAGUCUUUAACCCCAGCCAGCCCAAACCCCGCUCCUCCCCCUUUGCCACCUGGCAAUCUCGACCCGACCCACAGCUCUCGGCCCACCGGGCCCCACCUCCGCCCGCCGCCGCCAGCGCCGGCGACGACGACGACGAAGACAUCAUCCGCCCAUGGAUGGCCCUCCCCUCCACGUCGGCGGCGGCGCCGCUGCCUUAUCUGCCCUAUCCCAUCUCCAAGAAACCUCCCGCCGCCGCCGAGGACGUCGGAGCGGCGGCGCAGCGGGCUGCGGAGUGGGGCCUGGUGUUGAAGACGGACGAGGAGACGGGGCGGCCGCAGGGCGUCGAGGUGCGGAGGUCGGGCGACGAGGCCGGGGACAAGGGCCGUUCGCGGAGAGCCUCUGGGGGGAGCUCGUACCGGAGCUCGGAGGACUCGGAGGUGGCGGCGCGGGGCGGGUUCCCCCGGGUGUCGGAGGAGCUCCGGGAGGCGCUCUCCGCCUUCCAGCAGUCCUUUGUGGUGUCCGACGCGACAAAGUCCGACCACCCUGUCAUGUACGCCAGCGCCGGAUUCUUCCACAUGACCGGCUACCUCGCCAAAGAAGUCAUCGGUAGGAAUUGCCGAUUCCUACAAGGUUCGGGUACUGACCCUGAAGAGAUUGCAAGAUUAAGGGAAGCAUUGUCUGCCGGUACAAACUAUUGUGGUCGCAUAUUAAAUUACAAAAAGGAUGGCGCACCAUUUUGGAAUCUUUUGACAAUUGCACCCAUCAAAGAUGAGGCUGGAAACACUCUCAAGUUCAUUGGGAUGCAAGUGGAGGUUAGUAAAUACACAGAAGGAUCAAAGGAUAUAAUGGUGCGGCCCAAUGGUUUACCAGAGUCUUUGAUUCGAUAUGAUGCUAGGCAAAAAGAUAGGGCUCGCAGUUCAGUCUCUGACUUAGUGCUGGCCGUCAAGGAUCCACACUCACUUUCAGAAUCAAGAAGUUACCCUUUUAUGAGAAAAUCUGAAGGUGGUGGACAAACUGUGGUGUCAGAGGUUCCUGGAAAGAAGAGUUCAGAAAAUGCCACUGCUGCUAGGCGUAAUUCACGUAGUGGGAUGAGGAGUUCGAUGAACAAAAUUUGUGAACUUCCUGAAGUAGCAAAUAAAUCAAGAAAAUCAGGUCUAAAGUCCUUCAUGGGACUUAUUGGCUUUGGCCAUUUGAAUGUUGAAAAGCAUGAGCUGGAAGUUCCUAUUGAGGAGUCCCUAUUGAUGGAAAGCGAUGAUGAAAGGCCUGAGAGUUUCGAUGAUGAGGAAAGAAAAAAAGAGAUCAGAAGGGGCAUCGAUCUUGCUACAACCCUUGAACGCAUUGAAAAAAAUUUUGUCAUUACUGAUCCAAGACUGCCUGACAAUCCUAUUAUAUUCGCAUCAGACAGUUUCUUACAACUGACAGAAUACAGUCGUGAAGAAAUAUUGGGAAGAAACUGCAGGUUUCUCCAAGGCCCUGAAACUGAUGCAGCAACUGUGAGGAAAAUAAGAGAGGCUAUAGAUAACCAGAGAGACAUAACUGUGCAGUUGAUAAACUACACAAAAAGCGGUAAAAAGUUCUGGAAUCUCUUUCACUUGCAACCCAUGCGCGAUCAGAAGGGAGAAGUUCAAUAUUUUAUUGGGGUCCAGUUGGAUGGUAGUGAACAUGUUGAGCCGCUACAGAACUGUAUACCAGCAGAUACUGCCAAAGAAAGUUCGAAGCUGGUGAAAGAAACUGCAGAUAAUGUUGAUGAAGCUGUUAGAGAACUUCCAGAUGCUAAUUUGAAACCUGAGGAUUUAUGGUUUAACCAUUCAAAGUUGGUGCUGCCAAAGCCUCACAUGCGGAAUGAUACAUCGUGGAGAGCUAUCCAGAAAGUUGUAGAGAGUGGAGAAAAGAUUGGAUUGAAACAUUUUAGACCUGUUAAACCUUUGGGCUCUGGUGAUACUGGCAGCGUCCACUUGGUGGAAUUGUUAGGAACAGGAGAGUACUUUGCAAUGAAGGCUAUGGAUAAAAAUAUCAUGCUUAAUCGUAACAAGGUGCAUAGAGCUUGUGCAGAAAGAGAAAUUCUUGAUAUGCUCGAUCAUCCUUUCCUUCCUACAUUAUAUGCAUCUUUUCAGUCCAAGACACAUAUCUGUUUAAUAACUGAUUACUGCCCUGGUGGAGAACUUUUCCUACUACUAGACAGGCAACCUGAGAAAGUCCUCAAGGAGGAUGCUGUUAGGUUCUAUGCUGCAGAAGUUGUUGUAGCACUUGAAUACCUUCACUGUCAAGGUAUCAUAUACCGAGACCUAAAGCCGGAAAAUAUCUUGCUUCGGAGGGACGGACAUGUGUCUUUGACAGAUUUUGAUUUAUCAUGUUUGACAUCUUGCAAGCCACAGCUUUUGCUUCCAACAGUGGAGGACAAGAAAAAGCAGAUAAAAGAAAAGAUUUCUCCAAUUUUUGUAGCUGAACCAAUGCGUGCAUCAAAUUCAUUUGUUGGAACUGAAGAAUACAUUGCGCCGGAGAUUAUUAGUGGAGCUGGCCACACUAGUGCAGUUGAUUGGUGGGCACUAGGCAUUCUUCUUUACGAGAUGCUAUAUGGAUACACACCAUUUAGAGGAAAGACAAGGCAAAAGACAUUUGCUAAUAUUCUUCACAAGGACUUGAGAUUUCCUGCCAGUAUAUCGCAGGUAAGCCUUCCUGCAAAACAGUUGAUAUAUCGAUUGUUGCAUAGGGAUCCUAGAAACAGGUUGGGUUCAUGUCAUGGAGCUAAUGAAGUUAAGAAGCACCCAUUUUUCCGUGGCAUCAAUUGGGCCCUUGUGCGUUGCAUGAGCCCUCCCAAGCUUGACACACCACUAUUCGAUCCUAAAAUGGCAAAGGAGGCUGAAAUGGUAGAUACCGAACUGGUAGACGUUCAGACAGUCUUUUGAGUAGAGCAACUGCUUGGUCCUGCAGUAUUUUUGUGGCAUCUCAGUCGUAUGUGCAUGUCUCCAGCAACUAAAGCUGAUCCACCUUAUAAGCUGAUUCUAAUGCCAAGAUCUUCUUUUUCUGUUCCAAGAGGUUCUGCUUCCCUUGAAGGAUAUCCGAGACAUAAAAAGAGUAACUUUCAUGCUAGUGUAUGAGUUAUUUAUUUAUCACUGGCUCAGCCAUCGGUUUCUUAGAAUCUGAUUUGAAGUCUAUGGUUGUAUGUAAAUUAACGCAAUAACAAUUAGAUGCCAUGUAGUUAACAGCGAUAAUGCGCCACUUCCCGCAUGCCAGUUGAACUAAAUCGCUUGUAUAUAACAUGACACCACUGUACCAGUUUCA